AUGGCUACCACUUCAGCUAUGUGGUCCUCUGAGCGGGUGAUUCAGAAGAAGCCUUCGGGUGUCUAUGAGGUAGGUGCAUAUUCAGCCAUAUCUGUGAAGAUUGACUCGUUGUUUCACAAGUAUAUGGAAGCCAACAACCAGUUUAUGCGAAGGACAAAAGCAACUCUUCAAGACCAAAGUGCAGCGAUCAAGAAUUUGGAGACACAAAUGGGACAGAUGGCAAUCUCUAUGACGGGUAGAGCACCAGGAAAUCUACCUAGCAAUACUGAAAUCAAUCCCAAAGAGCAAGCUAAGGCUAUUACAACUCGAAGUGGAGGGCAAUUACUGGAAAUCCAUGUCAAGAGACCAGGUGUGACUGUAGAGACAUCCUUCCCUGCUGAAGAUGAGACUGCUGUAAAGGAAUCAACUCCAGGGGAAAAUUCAGAAAAAUCACAUGAUAAGGCCAAGGUUACAGUCAGCCCAUACGAGCCUCCAAUUCCCUUUCCACGGCGGUUGAAGAAGCAUAAAAUGGAGCAACAGUACAAGAAAUUUCUAGAAGCCUUCAAAAAGCUCCAUAUCAACAUCCCACUAGCCGAUGCACUAUUACAAAUGCCCAGCUAUGCAAAAUUUCUAAAAGACAUAUUAUCAAAUAAACGCAAGCUGGAGGAUCAUGAAACAAUAAUGCUAACCGAAGAGUGCAUCGCAAGAAUUCAGAAAAAGCUUCCACCAAAAUCGAAAGAUCCAGGGAGUUUCACUGUCCCGUGCACAAUUGAUGAUUUUUAUUUUAAUAAAGCAUUGUGUGAUCUUGGUGUGAGUAUUAAUCUUACGCCUUUAUCUAUUUUCAAGAAACUAGGAUUGGGAGAGCCUAAAGCAACUACAGUAACUCUACAGUUGGCUGAUCGAUCACUUACACAUCCACGAGGGAUUAUCGAAGAUGUAUUGGGCAAAGUGGAUAAACUUAUAUUCCCAGCAGACUUCUUAAUCCUGGACAUGGAAGAAGACAAGGACGUACCUAUCAUAUUGGGACGACCAUUUUUGGCUACUGCAAGAGCGCUCAUAGAUGUACAACAAGGACAAUUGACAUUGAGGCUGGGAGAGGAGAAAGUCUCUUUCAAUGUUUUCAAGGCAAUGAAAUAUCCCACCGAGCCAGACACCUGUUGCCAGAUUGGGGUGAUUGACAUAGGAAUCCCCUACAAUUUUGAGUUGAAGAAACCGCCAGACAUUCAAGAGGUCAGUAUGAUGCACCCUCAAUCCACUCUCACUGACUCAAAGGAGAUCGAGAUAUGCAUUGUGGAGUCUCAAACAGAUGAUGAGGAAAAGUCACACCACUUGGAAAAGGAUAGGGUUGAAGUGCGAAGGAUAAAUGCAAUGCAGAACAAGACCAUAUUGAGCAAACUAUGCAGGACCUCUCGAGCCAUAUUCAAAGUCCCGUAA
Messenger RNA from Olea europaea var. sylvestris, 1413 nucleotides. RefSeq lists its product as uncharacterized. The transcript is spliced from 2 exons. Lineage: Eukaryota; Viridiplantae; Streptophyta; Magnoliopsida; Lamiales; Oleaceae. Bases 1 to 1413 code for a protein of 470 amino acids. The record is from RefSeq and is a predicted model, not a curated record.